Linepithema humile (Argentine ant) is the source of this 911-nucleotide messenger RNA. Its product is annotated as MAD2L1-binding protein. Gene Ontology annotation, biological process: regulation of exit from mitosis. Gene Ontology annotation, cellular component: nucleus. The record is from RefSeq and is a predicted model, not a curated record. Lineage: Eukaryota; Metazoa; Arthropoda; Insecta; Hymenoptera; Formicidae.
AUAAUCUAACCCGAAAUAAAAGCGUCGUAUAAAUUUUCGGCGGACAGUAUUCUGAAAUAAAUUUUUAUAGAUUCCGUCUCUUUUCGCUAAAAUGCUUUCCAGACGCAAAAACAACGAAAUGGAAAUUGAUGUCAUGUUGGACGAGCCGUUAACUAGUGAUUCGUGUACAAAAGUAGUGAUCGAACUUAUAAAAUACAUUUUAUAUCAAAAAGAACAAAUACCAUUUACGUAUGAAGCAUUAACUCAGUUUCAAACAACCGUAAAGGCAACAGACAGAAAUGCACUUUCCUUCAAAACUUUAUCGAAUACGUUAAGGAAUGUCUCAGAUCAUUUAUCUUCACAAUUCUUCCUCAAGGAUUGUGAUAUAAAAGAAGUUGCUAUUCUACUUGGUGCUACGAUAAUAUCACCAAAGCUAUGCAUUGGGAUAGAACUUCCUUCUUAUGUUCUCAAUAGCAAGCAACAUAAAGAAUAUCAACAUCAACAUUCUUCCAAAAAACCACUUUUAAAACUUAUGAGGUCUAUGUUGGAAUGUAAAGAGUUUCAAGAAGCUAUGAAUAUUCCUUUAAAUGUGACAAAUAUGUUUAUCAUGCUGAAAAAAAGAGAUACUAAUAAAGUAUCAGAGUUUUUCCUACCUAAACCACAAUACAAAUCACAUAUGCAAAAUACAAGUUACUUCAAGAUUAAACUGUGCCAAGAAGAUCUCGUGGAUAUGCAAUGUAAUUGCAGGACUCUUGUCAAAGUAUAUCGUGACUCAUGUGAGGAACACUUGGAAGAUGAUGAUGAUGAUGUGCAAUAUACUCAAUAUAAUAGUUCAACUCAAUCUUCAUAUCGAUGGUAUCAAUCAAAACAAAUUAUAAAAGGAUUUAAAUUUUAUCCAUGACAAGAAUUUCUUAAUUAUGAUAAUUGUAAAG